Pseudogymnoascus verrucosus is the source of this 1904-nucleotide messenger RNA. RefSeq lists its product as uncharacterized. NCBI's taxonomy places the organism in Eukaryota, Fungi, Ascomycota, Leotiomycetes, Thelebolales, Thelebolaceae. The record is from RefSeq and is a predicted model, not a curated record. The transcript is spliced from 4 exons. Bases 1 to 1764 code for a protein of 587 amino acids.
AUGCGCUUCACAUCCUCCGUCCUACUUCUCGCGGCCACCGGCUUGGCUGCCCAGGUCGCCGGAGCUUCAAUCGGCUCCCAUGCCCACGAGGCUGCGAGAGGCCUUGAAAACCCCGUUGCUGUGAGAGAAAGCAACCACAGCCGACGACAGCUUAGACGCCGCCAAAACCGCUUCGGAGGUGGCAAUAGAUUUGGAGGCAACAACGGCGGCCAGAACGCCAACAAUGCCGCCAACACUGGAGGAAACAACGGCGGCCAGAACGCAAACAAUGCUGCCAACAAUGCCGCCAAUACUGGAGGUAACACCGGUAACACCGGUAACACUGGCAACAACGGUGGAGGCAACAAUGGCGGAGCGAACCCGACUUGCUUAGCAGCCAAUGCUGUGCAGACUGGCAGUGCUGCGACUGGCCAAACUAACGAUGUUGCUGCAGCUGGUCAAGUUAACUCGGCAACUGACCCUGCCAACUUCAUCAACUUCUGCUCCGGACAGACCGUCACCAAUGGUUUACAAAACACUGACGGCUCGUGCAAUGGAGUUGUUAUGGGAAAAAUCCCCGCCAAGAACAAGAUGGUUUCUAGCAUGAUCAUCAAUCCCCAGCCAGGUCAAGUCUUGGAGCCACUCACCACCUUCAAUGUUGAAGUUCAGAUGGCCAACUUUGCACCUGGCUCCUUCACCAACGCGGCAAACACAUAUUACUCUGCCCCGCAAAAUCUCGACGGCCAAGGCCAAAUCAUUGGCCACACUCAUGUCACUAUCCAGGACAUGGGAAACAGCUUUACCCCCAAAGAUGCUCUUGAUGCCACAGCAUUCGUCUUCUUCAAGGGAAUCAAUGAUAAUGGAAACGGCCAAAACCUUCUUUCUGCGGUAGUCACCAAUGGGCUUCCAGAGGGAUUCUACCGAAUCUGCACUAUGAGCUCAUCCGCCAACCAUCAGCCUGUACUUAUGCCUGUAGCUCAACGUGGUGCUCAAGAUGAUUGCACUAAGUUCCAGGUCAAGGCGGGUGGCAAUGGAGGCAACGCAAACCAGGGAAAUGCCAACACCGGUGGCAAUACCGACAACGGAGGCAAUACCAACACUGGAGGCAAUACCAACACUGGAGGCAAUACCAACACUGGAGGCAAUGCCAACAACGGAGACAAUACCGACAACGGAGGCAAUGCCAACAACGGAGACAAUACCAAUGGUAACGGCGGGGCUGCUGAUACAACUUCUGCAGCUGACGCCGCUGCUACAACCGAUGCCGCCGCUGAUGCAACUUCGGCAGCUGACGCCACUGCUACAACCGAUGCCGCUGCUGAUACAACUGAUGCCGCCGCUACGACCGAAGCCGCCGCUGCCACGACUACCGCAGCUACAAAAAACGGUGGCAAAGGUGGCAAGGGACGCGGAGGAAAGGGAAACCAAAGCGGGAACACCAAUGGCAACACGAAUGGCAACGGUGACGCUGCAGCUUCGUCAGUAGUCGACAACAAUAACGCUGCCACUACCGCUGCUGAUGUCCCAGCCACCUCUAGCACCGCCAUCGCAAUGAACAAGGCCGGCAAUCUCGGUGGAGCCGCGCCACCAGUGCUUAACAGUGGUGACGCCAAGCGACCCUUCUGUGUCAAAGACAACACCUUCACGAACCGCGCCACGGCAGUGCAGCGCUCAUGUGACAUCCAGUUCAAUGCGUGCGCCGAUGCGAUGAACGGUGGGAAGCUGCCGGGGGUCACAAUGUCGGACUGCAAUGCGCAGAAGCAAGCGUGCAGCAAGCAGGGAUAGUGGCUGGUUUGGAAUCGGGUGUCUGUAUAAGUAGAUUGGAGGUGAUGCCUCGUUGUCUGUUUGUUUUCCAUUUCAUGAAGAUGACUCGGGGUUUUUUUUUAGGAUUUUAUCAAUAUAUAUGUGGUGCUUAUGAUUAUAAA